AUCUACAUUUUUCUCGAGAUGAACAGACUUAAUUUGGAUCUCUCGUGUUCAAGAUAUUAUUGCAACGGUUCAGUUUCAUUUUGGCUACAAUGGCGAACGCCAAACCUUGCAAGAGCAAAGUUCAAGAUAAGGUUGCCAUCGUCACCGGAGGUGCCAGUGGCAUUGGCGAGGCUACAGUGCUUGCCUUUGUUGAGAAUGGCGCCCGAGGAGUGGUGAUCGCUGAUAUCCAAGAUGAAAAAGGCCAGAAGCUCGCAGAAUCCAUCGGAACCAACAGAUCCACUUACAUCCACUGCGACGUAACCGAUGAAAACCAGGUCAAAUCCCUUGUAGAAUCUACUGUUCAACUCUAUGGUCAGCUUGAUAUCGUAUUCUGCAAUGCAGGCAUCAUGAGCUUUGGUAAGCAAACUGUUCUAGACUUCGACCUGGACUCAUACGACAAACUCUUCGUAAUAAACGUUCGUGGCGUAGCAGCAUGCCUAAAGCACGCGGCGCGUGCUAUGGUGGAAGGAGGUAUAAAGGGCAGCAUCAUUUGCACAGCAAGUGUCAUUGCGAGUCUUGCAAGGGGCAUGCAUACAGACUAUAUCAUGUCCAAGAGUGGGGUGCUAGCGUUGAUGAAAUGCGCAAGUUAUCAAUUGAGUGAGCAUGGGAUACGUGUGAAUUGUGUGUCUCCAGGGCCGGUGGCAACACCUCUGGCGUGCAAGAAAAUGAACAUGGGAGUGGAGGAGGCGGAGAAGGCUUUUGAGCCGCAUUACUGCUUGAAAGGGGUGUUGAAAGCGAAGCAUGUAGCGGAUGCUGUGUUGUUUCUUGCUUCUGAGGAUUCUGAGUUCGUGACUGGCCAUAAUCUGGUGGUAGAUGGUGGGUAUAAUUUUCGAGGUACUGUCAAAUAUGAUCUUGGAGGAGAGAUCACAAACACUUGAGCAAUCGCGUUCCGAGUCUGGUGGAAGCUUCGGUCAUGUCAGAUUUAGUUUUCUGGGAAAAAUCAAAUGUACCUCCUAAUUGAUGUGGGAUUUGUACUAGCUCUUAAUUAUGUGUAUGACCCCGUAUUGUUGGAAUGGUUAGGAUUCGAUCAGGAGGUAGAUAUUGUUAAGCUUCCAAUCGAGAUUUAAUAACAUGUUAUUUAAUUAUGGUUCGAA
Molecule: messenger RNA, 1133 nt
Organism: Populus nigra (black poplar)
Lineage: Eukaryota; Viridiplantae; Streptophyta; Magnoliopsida; Malpighiales; Salicaceae
Product: (-)-isopiperitenol/(-)-carveol dehydrogenase, mitochondrial-like
Exons: 1
Coding region: 90-917 (275 amino acids)
Source: RefSeq, a predicted model, not a curated record